Messenger RNA from Coccinella septempunctata (seven-spotted ladybird), 2360 nucleotides. RefSeq lists its product as uncharacterized. The record is from RefSeq and is a predicted model, not a curated record. The transcript has a single exon. Lineage: Eukaryota; Metazoa; Arthropoda; Insecta; Coleoptera; Coccinellidae. The coding region runs from base 140 to 1828 and encodes 562 amino acids.
UAAAGGGCAGAGUACAGGAUGCAACCUUAUAAAACGCUUCGUACCGAGAUUCGACCGGCUUAUUGAAUCAGAAACCGGUCGCGGUUAACGCUGCUCGACUACGAUUAAGUGCGCGAACGUAUUUUUGUUGUUGUUCAAGAUGCCGGCCUGUAAGCUAGACAGCAUGCCGCGAAAGUGGCCCAGCAACGAGUCCAUCCACGCUGGAAGCACCUCCAGCAGCACUUCCGGCAUAGACAGCCCUUGGUCCCUGCAGUCCCUGUCCCCAGGUUCAACAUCGCCUGAUAACACCCUCAGAAAACGAAGGAUACUGAGAACGUCCUCGGUUGGAAGCGUUAUCCAGGAACCUUUCGUCAUCACCACCGAAUGCAGAGUGUCCAGGAGCCAGAGUCCGGUUCUGCAAGGACAGCAGGUUGAAGAACCCCCGUCAGCUCUCGCUGAACUUAUAGGAUGGUAUCCCCUUUUCCUAUUCCGCCUCGUGAGGACCUUGUUAUUGGUCUGCAUGCCGAAAACUUGGACCCAGUUGCUUUUGGCUGUGCCCAAGCUGUAUAUAAACUUCUGGAUUUGGGUGCUCAAACAGACGGCCCUAUUUCCAAUCACCGUGAUCAAAAUGAUGUUGAAUUUUAUAUGGGUGGACUCGGCGGAACGAAACAGGAAGAAAAGGACUGUUUUGAUAAGUGGCGGUAGUACCAUACAGGCCCUUCAUUUAGCUAGGAAUUUUUACUGUGCAGGUGCAAGAGUUGUAGUGUGUGAAGUUGAAGGACAGUUCGCUUUGGCAAGGUUCUCCACUGCUGUUUCCAGAUUCUACACGGUGCCCAAACCCACGUCCGACCAACAACAGAAUUACGUGAGGGCACUCUGCGAAAUCGUAGACAAGGAGCAGGCUAUGUACUACAUCCCAGUGAGCGCCUCCACCUCAGCGUAUUACGAUGCCGUUGCUAAACCCCACUUGGAACUGCUCGGUUGCUCCUGCUUCUGUCCCGGAAUCAAAGAAGUAUGGGCUUUGGACGAUACCUUAGAAGUGAUGAAAAGGUGCCAAAAAUACGACAUUCCAACUCCCGUCUACCAUUCCAUCACAUCCAAAGAAGACGUGUACAGACUUUACGAUACCGGAGCGGUGAGAAACGGAAACUUUGUCAUGUCGACCGCCGGUCCGAUCGGACUCAGAGAACGCUGCAAGAUGGUACUACCACCCUCCAGAAACGACCUCAAGCUCAAUUUCGACAUCAGCGAGCAGAGACCUUGGGUCGCCGUGCAAGACGUCAAGGGAGAUCACUUCUUGACCUGCACCACCGUUAAACAGUCCCAAGUGGUGGCUAACGUUACCUGCAGGCUGGACAGAAGCAACAACGGAUUAGUUCCCACAGAAAACCAACAGAUCAACCAGUGGUUAUCCCAUUUCUUCUCGAAACUCCACCUCUUGAGACCCAUAACCGGACACAUCAGCUUCAGGUUUGCGGUCAACAAAGAGAACGGCGUUUUGGUACCUUUGAGCAGUAGAGUAGGAGUGUCUCUACCUUACAUCUGUUACACGUCGAUACAUCCUAGACUCGUAUGGAAGACAUGCAAGCAUUUCAGCAGGCAGAAUUCAGGGGUGUUGGUGAAUGAAAACGGCAAAGUCUACAUUUCUGAACAUAAGCAACCGGCUGUAGAAAACGUGACGAGGCUGAUUGGUACUGUGUUGGAUAAAAGGGAAGUUCUCUUCCUAAUGUGGGAUCCCUUACCUUACUGCGCCUACUACCACAUGCAGAUUCCGUUCAAGAAUGUCCUUUCUUUUAUCCAAAAGAAACAAGACAGUUUUCCACGACCCUUAACCAAUCCCGUUCGUUGAAAGAAUAUCACGUGGAGAGAGAGAUUGAGCCUGAUACGAGUAGUGCAAAGAUUUCAGAUAAUGAUUAAUUUAUUGUUGCAUAUUUGAGUGUGUUUGGUCGGAUAAACACUAUUUAGUAUCCGACAGAGAUUUGUAACGUUCUUUACGUAUGUUUUUUUUUAUCCAGAGUAUGUAAAUAUUUUUGUAUAUAAAAAUUUCUUCUGAUGGUAACACAUUUGAGCCUUAUAUGGUCAAUCGAUUUCUAUAUAACUGUUCUAAGUUAUUUUUAUGGAACUGUUUGUGUAUAUAUUUGAUAUAUGAAUAAAAAUCAGUUUAUUAAGUAGUUUCAAAUUUGAAACAUUUGUAGAAUUAUAUUCAUAAAGGGAUGGAAAUCUUUUCUGAAUUUUGUCGAGCUGUUUCGUUGGAAAUUGUUCCUUUAGUGCAAUUGACUGAUAAUUGAGAGAUUUUUUGUUAAUUUAAAUAUAAAUUUUCUUAUGACUGUUAUGUUUUUUAUGUUUCUCUUCAUCUAUAAAUAAAACUUUCUUUCCAAGCA